Molecule: messenger RNA, 4397 nt
Organism: Mesoplodon densirostris (Blainville's beaked whale)
Lineage: Eukaryota; Metazoa; Chordata; Mammalia; Artiodactyla; Ziphiidae
Product: zinc finger protein 304-like
Exons: 3
Coding region: 393-2378 (661 amino acids)
Biological process (GO): negative regulation of transcription by RNA polymerase II; regulation of immune system process; regulation of cytokine production
Source: RefSeq, a predicted model, not a curated record
UCAAGUGGCUGUGGAGGCUGGGAGGCCUGGCUGGGGUUCGCUUUCCGUGCGGCUCUUCGGAAGCGAACAGGGAAGGACAGUAGAAAGGAUAGGACCUCCCUCCGCGCCGUUGUUAGGAUCCAUGGUCCCCGUCGUGGGACGGGCAGCCUUGCGCGGAGGUGUCGGCCGGGGCUGCGCUCUUUACGAGGCCUUCGCACCCGCCCUCCGUCCUCGUCCGUUUCCGGAGGCGGCACCCUGAGCCUAAGCGCCUUUUUACAAGGGGGAGCCUGGGGCUCUUGAGUGCGACAGUCGUCCCGAGGCCACUCCGCCCAGUGUGGGGUGGGGGUUCGGCUGCUCCCGCAGAGCCCGCUCCAGUCACCAGCUUCUCGACCCGGUUCUGCUCAGAGGGUCCCAUGGCGGCCGCGGCGCUUAUGGACCGGGCUCAGGGCUGUGUGACCUUCGAGGAUGUGUUCGUGUACUUCUCCCGGGAGGAGUGGGAGCUCCUUGAGGAAGUUCAGAGACUUCUGUACCGUGACGUGAUGCUGGAGAACUUUGCACUUGUGGCCUCGCUGGGUUGUUGGUGUGAAGCAGACAAUGAGGAGGUCCCUUCUGAGCAGAGCGUUUUUGUAGAAGGAGUGUCAGAGGUCAGGACUCCUGAGUCAUGUCUAUUUAUCCAGAAAGCCCAGCCGUGUGAGAUAUGUGACCCACUCUUGAAAGACAUUUUGCACCUGGCUGAACACCAGGGAUCAUGCCCUGCACAGAAACUGUACACAUGUGACCCCUGUGGGCAAGGAUUCCUGUUCAGUGAAAACUUUUCUCAGCACCAGAAGCAAUAUAGUGGGAAGAAUCCUGUCAGAAGGGGUGAUGACGGGGCCUCACUUGUGAAGAGCUGUGCUGUCCACAUGUUAGGGAGACCUUUUACUUGCAGGGAGGAAGGGAUGGACUUGCCAGAUAGCUCUGGCCUGUUCCAGUACCAAAGCACUUACAAUGGAAUGAGUCCAUGCAAAAAGGCUGAGUUCAUGGAGCCUUUUCCACAAAGCUCCAGACUCGGGCGACACCAGGGAGACCAUGAUGAACUGAUGCUUGUCAAUUGCAGUGACAAUGGGAAAGCCUUCCUGAACACCUUCACUCUCCUUGACAACCAGAUAACUCAGGCUGAAGUGCGAGCUUUUAGGUGCCUACCAUGUGGAAAUCUGUCCAAGGAGAAAUCAGCUCUUAUUCAUCACACAAAAAUUCAUAGUGCAGAAACAUCACAUGUGUGUAAGGAAUGUGGAAAGGCCUUCAUUCACCCGUCUCACCUAAAAACCCACCAGAAAUUUCACAAUGGGAAAAGACAGUAUACAUGCAGUGAAUGUGGGAAGGCCUUCAGCCGCAAAGACACGCUUGUACAACACCAGAGAGUCCACACUGGAGAACGGUCUUAUGACUGCAGCGAAUGUGGAAAAGCCUACAGCAGAAGCUCGCACCUUGUUCAGCACCAGAGAAUUCACACCGGAGAAAGGCCUUAUAAGUGCAGUGAAUGUGGAAAAGCCUUUAGCCGUAAAGACACACUUGUUCAGCACCAGAGAUUUCAUACUGGAGAAAGGCCUUAUGAGUGCAGUGAAUGUGGGAAAUUCUUUAGCCAAAGCUCUCACCUUAUUGAGCACUGGAGAAUUCACACUGGGGCAAGGCCUUACGAGUGCAUAGAAUGUGGAAAAUUCUUUAGCCAUAACUCCAGCCUCAUUAAACAUAGGAGAGUCCACACAGGAGCAAGGUCUUAUGUGUGCGGCAAAUGUGGGAAGGCUUUUGGCUGCAAAGACACGCUUGUUCAGCACCAGAUAAUUCACACUGGAGCAAGGCCUUAUGAGUGCAGCGAGUGUGGAAAAGCCUUCAGCCGUAAAGACACACUUGUACAGCACCAGAAAAUCCACACCGGAGAAAGGCCUUAUGAGUGUGGCGAAUGUGGAAAAUUCUUUAGCCAUAGCUCCAACCUCAUUGUGCAUCAGAGAAUUCACACUGGAGCGAAGCCUUAUGAGUGCAGUGAAUGUGGGAAAUGCUUUAGCCACAACUCCAGCCUCAUUCUACACCAGAGGGUUCACAGUGGAGCAAGGCCUUAUGUGUGUAGUGAAUGUGGGAAAGCCUACAUUAGUAGCUCCCACCUUGUUCAGCACAAGAAAGUUCACACUGGAGCAAGGCCUUAUGAGUGCAGUGAAUGUGGGAAAUUCUUUAGCCGAAACUCUAGCCUCAUCCUUCACCAGAGGGUUCACACUGGAGAGAAGCCUUAUGUGUGCAGUGAAUGUGGGAAAGCCUAUAGCAGAAGCUCCCAUCUUGUUCGGCACCAGAAAGUUCACACUGGCGAAGGGCCUCAUGAAUGCAACAGCUUUGAUGGCCCUUUAGCUGCAUCUGUUACACUUGUUUAGCAGCCAGAAAGUUCACACUAGAGAAGCCCUUAUGAAUGCAGAAAAUGUGCUGUAUCCUUGUUUAAGGUAUUAGGACUCACACCAGAGAAGAGCUCUGUGAGUGCCCUUUGUGAGGGAGCCAGCAGGUCUGCCUUGUACAAUUGUACAUCCACCCCGGGGAGAUUCCCGAUAAGUACCACGUAGUUGAGAAGCUCUCAUGAGGUGCAUUGCACUUCCUCAACUGUCCAGGGCUCUUGACAGUUGUAUCACUGCCAGUGCCUGUGGUGGAAGCCAUCUCAUUGCUGUUACGUUCCCACAGUGUCUGUCAGUUACUCCAAUAUGCUCAGGAAAGGUGGACCCCUGUGGUGUCUCUCCUGAUCCCUCUAGGGGAUUGUGAAUGUUCUGAGUGUAUUGAAGAUCCUCAUUUCCUUCCCCAUAACGGGGUUCCGAGUGACCAUGAUCUAUCUCUGGCCAAAAGGAUCUGAACUGGAACCUGCUGGUGAUUACCAGACAAGAUUUCCCUUCUUCCUUGACAGUGUUGACUGUAACAUGAUAGCUGUGACUUAUUUAUCCUGCUUUCAAGUCACCCAACUUUGGAACUCCCUGCCCCAUGCUACUCUGGUUUGUGCAGUGAUAAAGGCCUGCUGUGGCAGUUUUUACUCUUGGGAGGUCAGUUCACUGUGUCUAAUGGAUUGAGAAUAAAUUGGGUUUCGCCAGCCUGAAGGGAGGAACACCUUUUGUUGGCACCAACGUUAUGUGCCUCAGAAGGAACAGCAAGAUGGCAGAGAACACCUCUCAGCCUAGUUUCUCCUAGUUUGCAUUGUUGCCCAAGGCUUGCUAGAAAUGACUGAAGAGCUUUGUGCACCUAAACCUGUGGCCUAGAAGUCAGGAUUUCCUGUGAGCCCAGAGUUCAUUCUGAGGAGGGCACAGUCGGUGUGGAAAUCUCCAGUGCUUGUGGAAGCAACAUGAAUUGGGUCCUUUGUUCCUAGGGUAUGUGCCAUAUUCCUCAGCACUUUAUUUAUUUAUUUUUUUUGGCGGUAUGCGGGGCUCUCACUGUUGUGGCCACUCCCGUUGCGGAGCACAGGCUCCGGACGCGCAGGCUCAGCGGCCAUGGCUCACGGGCCUAGCCGCUCCGCGGCAUGUGGGAUCUUCCCGGACCGGGGCACGAACCCGUGUCCCCUGCAUCGGCAGGCGGACUCUUAACCACUGCGCCACCAGGGAAGCCCUUCCCCAGCACUUUUGAGGGAUUUCUGUCUCCUGGACCUGUAUAGGAGCCAGUCCCUGAUGUCCAGAAUCCCAUAGGCGAGUAUCAUUGACUGGAAGGCUUUAGCCCUUUAGGGCAAGGUAGGAAUCAUAGUUGGUACAGAAGCACUGAGAUAAUGGAGUGGGGAUGACUGUGGCUAGCGAGAGAAUGUGUGUCUAUUUUAACAGUGGCAUCUAUAAACGUCCAUGAGAUUUUGGCUGUAUGGCAUGAAAGUGUACAGAAAUCCUCAGGACCUUCAGAUGUCUAAGUCUCCUGCGGCCAAUGCACUGUCACAGUAAAUAAUCUAAAGGUUUGUGGAUUCCUGUAGCUCCCUGGGCUGUUGACGUUAUGGCCAUCACUGCACAGGCAGGAACCCCAGCACUGAUGAGAGAUCCAGGGAUCAGGCUUCUCUGACCCAGCCAGCACUUCUAGUGACUGAAGUGGACGUGGACCUCAUUGCUGAUACCGAGGCAGGGCUCAUCCCCCUACACUGGGGGGAGAGGGAUAUGCUGGAACCAGAACCGUGGGCAGAUGUGACUUUCCAAGAGCAAUGGUAAAUACGGAUUUUCAUAGGGAACAUUGAGUUCCUAACAUCUUCAUUAAGGUAUGGUGACAUGAAAUAAACUGAAUAUAUAGAGUGUAAAGCGUGUUAUGUUUCACCAUGUGUGUAAAUACUGAUGAGACCACACCGUCAAGGUAAUGGAGAUAUCCCACACAACCAAAAGAUGCCUUGUGUCCCUUUAUAAUCCUUUCCUCCCAGUCCUUUCUGGCCCCCUUUCCCACAAUUCACAAGUAAU